This is a messenger RNA of Teleopsis dalmanni, 1215 nucleotides long. RefSeq names its product histone deacetylase complex subunit SAP30 homolog. NCBI's taxonomy places the organism in Eukaryota, Metazoa, Arthropoda, Insecta, Diptera, Diopsidae. The transcript is spliced from 3 exons. Gene Ontology annotation, molecular function: protein binding; transcription coregulator activity. Bases 257 to 784 code for a protein of 175 amino acids. The record is from RefSeq and is a predicted model, not a curated record. Gene Ontology annotation, biological process: regulation of DNA-templated transcription. Gene Ontology annotation, cellular component: histone deacetylase complex.
UAUUAUGUUUGAAGGUAAAAAUUUCGCAGUGUAUUGUAAUAUGAAGCCAAUUAUUUUGGAUGCUAAUAAAAUUAAAUUGUUUGGUGUGCAUAGUGAGGAAUUUCAAAUAAAAUCUUGAAUCAAUUUUGCAGAAAUUAGAGUUUUUUUGUUGUAAUAAAUUUACCUCUCCUAAAAAGAUCAUUCAAAAAAGACAAAGUUGAGAAUAUUGUAUAAACAGGAAAAGAAUUAAUAACAUUGUUGAGUAAAGGGACAGGAAAUGAUGAACAACGGGUUUAGUUCUGGGGAGGAAGACUCUCGUGGAGGACAUACCGAUCAAACUUGUUGUCUGAUUGAUGACAAUGAGCGGUGUCGAAAUCCUGCUGGUUAUGCGUCAUAUAGCAAACGCAUACAGAAAACUGUGUCACAGAAACGUUUGAAAUUAAGUAGCGAUCCCACGGCUCAGCAUAUAUAUAUAUGUGACUAUCAUAAGGGUAGAAUACAAUCUGCUCGUACUAAACGACGCCGGAAGGACUCUGAAGAAGAUAGCAAUGAGACGGACACUGAUAUGCCUGAAGUUCCCGAUCUCUAUCAACUUCAAGUGAAUACACUACGUCGCUAUAAACGCCAUUAUAAAGUGCAAACAAGACCUGGUAUGAAACGCGCGCAACUGGCUGAUACUAUAAUGAAACAUUUUAAAACCAUACCAAUAAAAGAAAAGGAAAUUAUUACCUAUUUCGUGUACAUGGUUAAAUCAAAUGCAAACAAAUUGGAUCAGAAAAAUGGUAUUGGCAAUGACACUACUUGAUUGGACUGUUUUUCAAGCACAAUCUGAGUACUGUGGUGCUGUAAAAUACAAAUACUUUACAACUACAAUAUAUCAUUUAAGUUUAAAUAUUCUUCCGAUAUUUUAAGUUAAAUAUUUAAUGUUAACAUAAGAUGCAAAAUAGUGUUAAGUUUUUAUAAUAUGAUACUCUAAUAUAAAUGCAUCUUAUAUCUAAAAGAUAUAUUUAGUAAAACUACUGCUCAUUUCCCAGUUAAAAUACAAAUUCAAUAAACCGCAGAAUACGAUUAAAACUGUUUACCCUUAAAUAAAAGCCGUGUUGCAUGUAAGGUAAAAUGUGAUAAAGUAACUAAUUUGUACAGAGUCAUGAAAUUUUAUAUCAAUUAAGUCAAGUAUUUCAAAAGAAAUAAUAAAAAUGACAUCGACUUUACAAUACAAAACAUUUGUUUGCAUUA